This is a messenger RNA of Ascochyta rabiei, 1845 nucleotides long. RefSeq lists its product as uncharacterized. Gene Ontology annotation, molecular function: flavin adenine dinucleotide binding; oxidoreductase activity, acting on CH-OH group of donors. The transcript is spliced from 2 exons. Gene Ontology annotation, biological process: secondary metabolite biosynthetic process. The record is from RefSeq and is a predicted model, not a curated record. The coding region runs from base 1 to 1845 and encodes 614 amino acids. NCBI's taxonomy places the organism in Eukaryota, Fungi, Ascomycota, Dothideomycetes, Pleosporales, Didymellaceae.
AUGCCUUUAUUUUCCCGUUUGACCGCUGCCGUGCGGGUCUUUACUCUGUUCCUCUUCCCUGUUCUUGCUGCAUCAGUUUCACAAGAGUAUGACUAUGUCAUCGUUGGAGGUGGACUUACGGGGUUGGUCGUUGCGAACCGAUUGAGCGAGGACAAAACCAAAUCAAUCCUUGUCAUUGAGAGCGGUGAAUCUGUCGACAAUGAUCAGACUAUGGUUCCAUACAAGGCCAACGAUUUCGCUGGAAGCGCCAGCUUAUUGUGGGAAGGAAUUAAUUCAAAUCAAGAGCCAGGACUUGGUAACACGAGCUAUCCUGUCGUGGUAGCCAAAGUUCUUGGUGGUGGAUCUGUCGUCAAUGGCAUGGUCUACGACCGAGGCUCAGCAGCUGACUACGACGCGUGGGAAGCUCUAGGGAACAAUGGGUGGGGCUGGGCUGGUAUGGAGCCAUACUUCAAGAAGGGUGUAACCUUCCAGCCCCCCUCCAAGAAAAUUGCAGAAGAGUUCAACAUUACAUGGGACCUAGGCACAUACAGCAACGGUCCACUGACAGUCAGCAUCACGGACAGCCAAUUCGAGGAUGUGAAAGAUUAUUGGAGCGCGUGGAAGGCCUCUGGUGUUCAUGUUCCUGUAGACGGCAACAAAGGCGAAGCUUACGGCGCUUCAUGGUACCCUAAUACUAUGGACAGGACAACUGGCCGACGAGCUCAUGCGCGCUAUGCCUACCUGGAUCCCAUCACAUCGCGUACCAAUCUGAAAGUUCUCACGAAGGCAACUGCAACUAAGAUCAUUUUCGACGACGAGAAAAAGCCUACCAUGGCAAAGGGAGUUGAUAUCACCUACGAUGCUACUGGCCAAGCCCGCACAGUCUACGCCAAAAAAGAAGUCAUCAUCGCUGCCGGUGCCAUUCAAACUCCCAAACUCCUACAGCUCAGUGGGAUUGGGCCUAGAUCUGUUCUCAAUGCCGCUGGUGUGAAGGUUCGAGUCGAGCUUGAUGCAGUAGGCUCCAACUAUCAGGAUCACCCGUACGCGACAUUACUCUACAAAACUACUACGGGCAAUAUAACGAUAAAUUCCCUGCUUACUGACGCUACAUAUAAUGCGUCGGCUUGGGGGGAAUACGUCAAGAAAAAGACCGGCCCGUACACCUAUGCUCGCGGUAACGCUCUUGCAUUUGUCCCUUUGCCCAACAUGGUCAAUAACACGAACGACAUUGUUAGCACUAUCAACAGUCAGAACAUCGAGGCCUAUCUACCUGCUAUUUACAAGGGCAACAAAAAGCUAAUUAAGGGGUUCACUCGCCAGCGCGAGAUCAUCGCCAACCUAUUCACGCGCCUUGACGCCGCUGUUGCUGAGUAUGGCGUUCAGUCUGACGGAUCCUUCAACGUCAUAGGUAUUGAGAAGCCUUUGUCACGUGGCACAGUCUACCUCAACCCAUCGAACCCCGCAGGUCCACCAGAUGUGACCCACAAUGCCUUUGUCAAUCCCGUCGAUCGUAGCAUCAUUGGCAUUGGUCUUCGUUUCUACCGCAGUAUCAUGGCCGAUCCUGUGCUCCACCGCUUCCAGAUCUCUGAGCUUGUCCCUGGCUCACAAUACUCCACAGAUGAUGGGAUCUUCAAUGCGCUGCUCGCCCAGGGCUCUCUUUCUCCCACCCUUGCGCACUCUUCUGGCUCCUGCCCCAUGAUGCCUGAGCAUGCAGGUGGUUGUGUCAGUGACAAACUUCUUGUUUACGGUACUCAGCAUCUAUCCAUCAUUGAUGCAUCAAUCAUUCCUCUUAUCCCGGCUUGCCAUCUGCAAGCUACUAUGUAUGGAAUAGCAGAGAAAGCAGCUGAUAUUAUCAAAGCUAGGUAG